Molecule: messenger RNA, 1101 nt
Organism: Oreochromis niloticus (Nile tilapia)
Lineage: Eukaryota; Metazoa; Chordata; Actinopteri; Cichliformes; Cichlidae
Product: intestine-specific homeobox
Exons: 5
Coding region: 184-903 (239 amino acids)
Biological process (GO): regulation of transcription by RNA polymerase II
Molecular function (GO): DNA-binding transcription factor activity, RNA polymerase II-specific; RNA polymerase II transcription regulatory region sequence-specific DNA binding
Source: RefSeq, a predicted model, not a curated record
UGUGUUCUCACCUUGUAAAGCAUUGAGUGUAACAAAGAUCCCAGACAGAAGAAGUCAGACUCCAAGAGAUUUCUAUUCUAUUUCUAUUUAUUUUGUUUUUACUGAAAAAGCCUGACAGAGCCCAAGGAAUAUUUUGUAUCUUUUAAACCGGUGACCAAGACCUGACUAUAAAAGGAACAUAUAAUGACAGAUGAGCUGACGGUAGGCGAUAAAAUGAUGGAAAUAUGGAAGAGAGGAGACGCAAAAAAAGAGUUAUCCCAAAUAGAUAAAGGAGUGGAAUCUCAGCCGAGGAAAAAAAUACCCCACUCAAUUGAAGAAAUUCUGAAAAGGCCCUCAUGUGUCAGAAAAGAGAAUGAAGUACAUCGGAAGUGGUCUGUCAUCAGAGAAAACAGCCAAGUAUAUAACCAGCAUCCAUGUACAGAAACUCAGAAUAUGGGACUGCGUGAAGAGGCUCCAAAAGCUGCAGGAGACUGCAAGAGUCAAAGAAGAAAGAGGCAAACCAGGGUCACUUUUACACCAUUCCAGGUGCAGGAGCUCGAGAAGGUUUUCCAGCAAACCCAUUACCCAGAUGUUAGCACCAGAGACCAGUUAGCCUCUCGCCUGCAGCUGACAGAGAGCAGAAUACAGAUUUGGUUCCAAAACCGCAGGGCCAAAUGGAGGAAGGUUGAAACACUCAGAGACAUAGAGCUGAUCACCAGACAGCGCUUACUUUCGACCAAUCUUCACCAGCUUUAUUAUGAGAAGCCCCAGCUCCAAGCAAUGUGCUGCCUGCCCUGCUGUUUACCAAAACCUCUUCAAUCAAGGCUGUACUUCAGCUCGUCAACAGCACCGGCUGUGCUGACCGCCGCACAUUCUCCUGGUCACAGGACUCUCUAUUUUGACAUGCUGGGAACGAAACGAUAGCAUCUUCACUAAUUCUGCACAACACUUUUUUUACAUUGUUUUUAAUUACAUGAGGCAAAGAAAAUAGUUUGCAAUGAUGCUCAAACGUAAACGCAGAUCUGUAAAAUACUGUAGCUGUAUAUUUUGCUUUUAAUGUGUCACACUGUGUGAAGCUGAAAUAAAGGCACUGAUCUUUUUUUUUAUUUCAAUAAAGCUGAU